Messenger RNA from Bufo bufo (common toad), 1446 nucleotides. RefSeq names its product protein ZBED8-like. The transcript is spliced from 2 exons. NCBI's taxonomy places the organism in Eukaryota, Metazoa, Chordata, Amphibia, Anura, Bufonidae. Bases 1 to 1446 code for a protein of 481 amino acids. The record is from RefSeq and is a predicted model, not a curated record.
AUGUCGAGCAAAAAAAGAAAGUGGUCGGACGAAUAUGUACAAUAUGGAUUCACAUGUAUAACGGAACGUGAUGGGAGUCAGCGUCCUAACUGUAUGAUUUGCAAUGCCAAGUUGAGCAAUUCUAGUCUAGCACCGGCAAAACUAAGAGAACACUUCCUUAAGCUGCAUGGAGAUGGAAAAUACAAGAACACAACGCUCGCUGAAUUCAAGGUGAGGAGAGCCAGAUUCGAUGAAAAGGCUAGUCUGCCUGUUCUCAGCUUUGUACCCAUCAACAAACCGAUCCUCAUAGCAUCGUACGAAGUUGCUUACCUGAUCGCAAAGCAGGGCAAACCCCACACCAUUGGUGAAACACUCAUUAAACCAGCUGUGUUGAAGAUGGCGAAUAUCAUGCUGGGAAAAGCGGCUGAAGUUAACCCGGCAAAAUUCAGCCUUCAACUCGACGAGACCACAGACGUCUCCAAUCUAAGCCAGCUUGCAGUAUUCGUGCGCUAUGUGAAAGACGACGUGAUAAAGGAAGAGUUUUUAUUUUGUAAGCCUCUUACAACAACAACUAAGGCAGCCGAUGUGAAGAAACUUGUGGAUGACUUCUUCAAAGACAACAAUCUUUCGUGGGAUAUGGUUUCUGCAGUUUGUUCGGAUGGAGCUCCAGCCAUGCUGGGAAGAAAGUCUGGUUUUGGUGCGCUAGUGAAAGCCGAUGCACCACACAUCAUUGUUACGCAUUGUAUUCUGCAUAGGCAUGCAUUGGCAACAAAAACCUUGCCUCCAAAACUGGCAGAAGUAUUAAAAAUUGUAGUAGAAUGUGUGAACUAUGUGCGAAAUAGUGCUCUGAGGCACCGCAUCUUCAGGGAGCUGUGUAAAGAAAUGGGAUCUGAAUUUGAGGUACUUCUGUACCAGUCCAACGUUCGGUGGUUAUCCCGGGGACAGGUGUUGAAUCGUGUUUUUGCCGUGCGUGUGGAAUUAGCCCUGUUUUUGCAAGAGCACCAACAUUGUCAUGCAGAUUGCUUCAAAGAUUCUGAGUUCAUUCUCAUUUUAGCAUACAUGACUGAUAUCUUUGCAGCUCUAAAUCAUCUCAAUCAACAGAUGCAGGGCGGUGGAGUCAACAUCAUCGAAGCGGAAGAAAACCUGAAGGCUUUUCAAAAAAAACUACCGUUAUGGAAACGACGAAUAGAGAACGAUAACUUCGCAAACUUUCCCCUGCUAGACGACUGUGUAAGUAAGAUCGAAGAUAUAUCUGGAAUCGGAGACAUUUCUGUACCCACGGAACUGAAGCAAGCAAUUGCCACGCACUUAGAUGAGCUUGCAACGUCUCUUGAUGGAUACUUCCCUACAAGAGAGUCAUAUCCAGCAUGGGUGAGACAGCCGUUCACAUUCAGUGUUGAAACAACAGAUGUCAAUGAUGAAUACCUCGAUGAAAUCAUUGAACUUCAGCAGAGCCAGGUUCAAUAG